AACAAUCACAGUUACCAAACAAUAAACAUUUUAAAAUCAAUUUGGACUCUGAUAGGAAUUUUUUUGACUGGAUCAUCAGUACGAUACAAUUUUACAAACAUAUUUUUAAUAUGUCAUUAAUACGUCCACCCAACUAGCAUAAGCAACUCUCUGCCGCUGCAGAAGUCACCUAACCCAUUGCCGCAUAAGAUCGCUGACGGAAGCAGGCCGUCGGAUGUGGAAAAUCUGGGCCCAAAGGAAAAAGCCCAUUCGCUCCACCGACUAAAAAGGAAUGGCGCUCAAAACAUAAACCAGAUUGUGCCAAUCCCGGUUUCCCGUGAAGAGUUCAAAACUUCAAACACACUUUCCAUUCAGCAAAUAGAUGGCUGUGUCUCUGUUCGUAUCUGCGUGACUCCGUCAUUUCCAGCAAAAGCUCAGAGAAGCUAGGGUUCCUUCCACUCAGUUUCGGAUUGUCAGAAGGCCGUCGUUCAUCUUCAUCAAUGGCUCGGGUGCGUCCGAAGCUCGUUUUCUCUGGCUUCACCAAGGCCGAGACGGAGAAGAUGGAGAAAUUGCUGGAUGAUUCGGUCCAACCUCUCAACACAAAGUUCUUCAAGAAUCUCGCUAGAGGUUUCAAUCUGUCUUCAGGUCGUGCUGGCAAACCAGUUGUGAAAUGGACUGAGGUAGAGAGUUGGUUCCGACAGAGGCGACAAGGCAUCCACCCACCAGUUUGCUCCGAAACUGAUGCUCCGAAAGAUGGUUCGAUGUUGCUAGGGCCUAGUCCCGCGAAUGAGUCUAAUGAUACCUCCAAAAAAGCUACAGGGCAUAUGCAAGACUGGUCGACGAUGCAAUUUGAAGCAAAGUCAUCAAAAGAUGGUGCUUGGUAUGAUGUUGAGCUUUUCCUUUGCUACAGAAAACUACCAUCAGGAGACCUUGAAGUUCUUGUCAGAUUUGAAGGAUAUGGGGCAGAGGAGGACGAAUGGGUAAAUGUAAGAGAGGCUGUCAGACAACGCUCCGUUCCCGUGGAUCCUUCAGAAUGUCAUUUGGUGAACGUUGGGGAUGUAGUAUGUUGCUUUCAGGAGAGGAAGGAUUAUGCGAUUUACUACGACGCUCAUGUGAUCGGUAUCAAGAGGAAACUGCAUGAUAUAAGGGGUUGCAGGUGCAUUUUCAAGAUACGGUACAAUCACGACGACAUGGAGGAAAGAGUUCGCCUGAGAAGACUUUGUUACCGCCCAACACCUUGAUGGGAAGCUGAGACCUCUUCUUCGAGUAUAUAGUAGUAGUCAUGUAUGACAUCAAUACAUGUGAAAAAUGAAAAAGAGUUUUCUUUCUGUCUGAUCAAUGCUUCCAUUGUUUCAGUAAAUUGGGAGCUGGCACUACAGUAGAAUGUUGAUGACAAAAAAAAUAUGAGGUAUGUGGGGAGAAACCGUCGCCAGUAGCCUUUUCUUUUUAACAGGUGUUUGUUAAUAUUGUACCUGACCGGCUGGCUGCACCCUUCAAACUGGUUUUUUUACCAGUUUGGAAUAUUUGUACUGAUGGUGACUAGGGGUGGCAGUUUGGUUAUUUCGGUUAUAACCGGUAACCGAUUGGCCGGUUAAUGGUUAAUUGAAAUAAUCACUUCCCCUACUGAAAAUCGCCUGAAAUAGGCUUUGGUGUCUCGGUUAUCGGUUAACCGAAUCACUUUUAACACCAAAAACCAUUUCAUCCAGCCUCUGAUAACCGACCAAAGUUCGGUCUAAUCGGCCAGUUAUCGGUUUAAUCGGCCAGUUAACUGAUAACCGGUAACCGAACGACCACCCCUAACUGUGACGGUGUGAUCUCUGAUACGGUUUUACAUACGUUAUUGUUAAUGUCCAUCGGUUCGUUUAGUAACAAGUUGAGUAUGAGCUAAAUUUUGUUCAACUCACAACGGCCAUGAGCUAGCUCAACUUGGUGGUUUGUUGAGCUCAAACUCAUGGACUAGCUCGUUUUGAGCUCGAUAGUAUAGCUAGCGAGCCACCUCAUACAUUACUCAUAUACAAAUUACUAUUAAAUAACAUUAUAAGAAUAAUUAAAAUUAUAAACUACAUUAUAUGAUACUUGACCUCGAAUCGAUCACGCGGAUUAAUUGAUGGCCGAACUCGAAUCGAGCUUAAUCAAACGCAAGCAAACGAACAUUUUUCAUAUAAGCAAGUCGAGUUAUAUCUGGACUCUUUUAUUAAAUCAAGAUAGGUCAAAACU
Linum trigynum is the source of this 2196-nucleotide messenger RNA. Lineage: Eukaryota; Viridiplantae; Streptophyta; Magnoliopsida; Malpighiales; Linaceae. The record is from the annotation of a GenBank genome assembly.